CUAUGUUUCAUGUCAUUUUCAUUUGUUUGAUCUUUUCUUUUUUUUUGCAUCUGUUACUUAUUUAAUAGUAAAGUUUAAAACUUUGAUCUAAAUAUUCAAUGCCCAUGUAAUGCAAUUAGGUUUUUGGGCUGAGAUUGUGUAGAAAUUAUGUGGGUUCAAUGACUUGUUAUAAUAUUUUAUGAUUUGCUCACUUGGGUCUUACUACUCUUUGCUCAUUUGUUGAGGUUGUUGCAGACACUUGCAGUAUUUGAAUUGUUUUGGAUGAGAACCCAUUAUAUGCAGGAAAUUCGUCGCAUUCGUUUCGUCUUUUUGAUCCAAAGGAGUGAAUGUAGAUGGUUAACUUCCAUGUUUGUGAACAUUAUAGUAUCAGAUAUAAUGUUGCUUAGUCCAAGGAGUUUAACCAAGGAGUUGUGGAAUAGUGCAAGCAUGAUUAGGAUUUGAUUGUGUGAGCUCUUGCAAAUUUUUGUUUCUAUGUCCAUUUUUGUGAUAUGCAUUUGAAUCCUACCUGAUAUGUAAGUGUGAUUUUGUUCUUGCAACUAGCUGAUCCUUUAAUGUAGGUGGAAUUGCGGACUAAUUUUAUAGCAUGUAAGUGAGUUUACGGAAAAACGUGUUUUGUCAUUUUAUUCUCCUUGCUGGUAUUGUUAUUGCAAUAAUAAAGGUGGCUACUGCUGUCCUUGAUUGAUAAAGGUUCGAGUUUUUGACACGGUUGAAGAACUUAUGAGAAAUUCUUGUACUUUUCAUAAAAGCAAGUUUCAUGCCUGAUUUUCCUGAAGUAAAAUAGAUUAAUGUUAGGAUCUGUAUGAAUUUGUGAUUAGUGCUUUGUUCUUAAUCUGUCAGUGCGAGUAUUAGUUAGAGUAAUGUCACUUUAUACGUUGACUCUUCAUUCUGAAGUACUAAUGUCAAACACUUGACAGAUUGAAAGGGGAUGAAAUCCUUACCUUAAGGAUUCAAUUUUCAUUUUUCACAAUGAGACCUCAAUCAUUUUGAACCACAUUUUUGGUAGAGGACUCUUUGGAUCCAUUCAUAUACGCAACACCAACCUAUGUUCAUUGUUCAAUCUAUUUAUAAUGCUUGCAGAGGCCAGUUGAUAUACUGCGUUGUUCAAACUGUAGAACAACUUGCAAAUAUGAUUCAAAAGAGUAAGCAUAUGGUUGUAUUUACAGGUGCUGGUAUAUCUACUUCUUGCGGUAUCCCUGAUUUUCGAGGUCCCAAGGGCAUCUGGACACUUCAGCGUGAAGGCAAGGCCUUACCUAAAGCAGCUUUGCCUUUCAAUCGAGCAAUGCCUAGUAUAACCCACAUGGCUUUGGUUGAGCUAGAAAAGGCUAGUAUCCUCAAGUUCGUUAUUAGUCAGAAUGUUGAUGGUCUCCAUCUUCGGUCCGGUAUACCACGGGAUAAACUUGCAGAGUUGCAUGGGGACUCCUUUAUGGAAAUUUGCCCAUCCUGUGGAGUUGAAUAUGUACGAGAUUUUGAGGUUGAAACAAUUGGAUUGAAGGAAACUCCCCGGCGUUGUUCUGAUGCAGGUUGUGGUGCAAGAUUAAGAGAUACUGUUCUUGACUGGGAGGACGCAUUACCCCAAAAGGAGAUGGAUGCAGCUGAAAAGCACUGCAGGAUGGCUGAUCUCGUGUUGUGUUUAGGGACAAGUUUGCAGAUUACUCCUGCUUGCAACCUACCUCUUAAAUGUCUUCGUGGAGGGGGAAAGAUUGUUAUAGUGAAUCUUCAGAAAACUCCGAAGGACAAGAAAGCAAGUCUCGUAAUCCGUGGGCUUGUAGACAAGGUGAUUGGUGGUGUCAUGGAAAGUCUUAUUCUACGAAUUCCUCCAUUCGUUAGGAUAGACCUUUUCCAGAUCUGUCUCACUCAAGCUGUGAGCUCAGAUAAAAGAUACAUGAACUGGAAUCUCAAGAUUGAAAGUGUGCACGGAUACAAAGCUCCUUUGCCUUUUGUUAAAAGUGUUGAGGUUUCUUUUGCAGACAGGCAAGAUCUGAAAGGUGCUGUGCUGGACAAGCAGCCAUUUGUGCUGAAGAGGAGGUCUGUGAGGAUCGUGGAACCAUUUGAAGUGGUACUGAAAAUCAACUUCAUUGAUGCCUGCAGAUGUCGCUAUGCACAUAUUCAAAUCCCCGUCAAUUUUAAAAUUUCAAGAAAAUGUCCCCAAUAUGACAAGGAAGCAAUACUUCAGAAACUAAGAGAAGCAGCAGUGCAGGAUUCUCAGUGUGGACAGUAUGAGAUAAUAGAGAGAAGGGCGAAUUUAUCCCCAAAAUACGACAGUACAGUGUAUGCCAUUGUGACCAACAUUACUACGUACAGUAAAACUUCUGUCAAAGCAUUAACCGAAGCAGUUGCGUGCAACGGAGAUGUGAAAAUUAAGAGCGAAAGCAUGAAGAGUUACAGCUCAGAUACCGAUAACAAGCCACUGAGAUUUCUUAAAAGGAAAAGUAGGCACACUCACAGCAAAGAAACUUCUAGCAAGCAAUUGAAACUUCAUCAACCUAAUAGUAGAUUGUAAAUUUCAGUGUUCUUGGAUAUUUUGUACAUAAGACACUUCUUUUUACCUAUGGCGCGUAAAAAAAAGUAGAUUGAUUUAGCGGCUGUGGUGGUGGUGAUGGUGAUGGUGAUGAUAAGUUAUUAUGGUGGAUAUUACACAUUAGUGGUACAUACAGGAGACUGAGUGAAUUUUGUUAGUGUAACUCCCAGUCUCACCAAAAUUUAGAGAGCAAAGGUGAUCUGAUUCUGCUACCUUGGAUGUGGAUGUAUAUUCUAACUGUUGUACAGGUAUUUUUUGAACAAUUUGAGGUUAUCUUUUUUAGUGUGA
Beta vulgaris subsp. vulgaris (sugar beet) is the source of this 2806-nucleotide messenger RNA. Its product is annotated as NAD-dependent protein deacetylase SRT1. NCBI's taxonomy places the organism in Eukaryota, Viridiplantae, Streptophyta, Magnoliopsida, Caryophyllales, Amaranthaceae. The coding region runs from base 1043 to 2500 and encodes 485 amino acids. Gene Ontology annotation, molecular function: NAD+ binding. The record is from RefSeq and is a predicted model, not a curated record. The transcript is spliced from 14 exons.